Messenger RNA from Danaus plexippus (monarch butterfly), 2820 nucleotides. It is a transcript of the gene ltl, whose product is annotated as insulin-like growth factor-binding protein complex acid labile subunit. Gene Ontology annotation, molecular function: protein binding. The transcript is spliced from 8 exons. Bases 50 to 2023 code for a protein of 657 amino acids. The record is from RefSeq and is a predicted model, not a curated record. NCBI's taxonomy places the organism in Eukaryota, Metazoa, Arthropoda, Insecta, Lepidoptera, Nymphalidae.
GCGCAUCGGCAAACCGCAGUAGCGCGACUCGGCCCGAACGGCUCACACGAUGUCCGCGCUCGUGAUCGCCGCUGCCCUGCUUUGCGCGUUUGCCGGCCACCUUGGUGCCGGAGCUAGUCUUCACUGCGCUAUGAGAAGAGAAAUUUCACCAUGUACAUGCAGACGCGAGGAUAUUGGUACCGGUGCCAUCCUUGUCAUCUGUCAACGUAUCAGCACCUAUGAGGAUAUCGCGAAGGCCCUCACCAACAAGUUCAGUCCCGAGACCAAAAUCGGUCUCGAUAUAUCGAAUUCGGAGCUACCCGAUUUCGCUGACCACAGUUUUCGGGAGCUUGGACUCUCUAUCACGAAGCUCAAACUCAACUUCGACAACUUAAGUGAAUUAAAAGAAAGUGCAUUUACUAAGUUGGAUCUAGUUGACUACUUCAGCUUGGCCGAUAAUUCGUUGUCUGAGAUGCCGCGACAUGUUCUCAGACAUCUUCCUCAUGUCAAGACAGUCGACUUAUGCAGGAACAAGAUAACUAAGUUGACGGAAGAAGAUUUUAAAGACAUUCAAGAAGUGGAACACUUGCUUGUUGCUGAUAAUCAGAUAUCAAAGAUUGAAAGACAUGCAAUACCUAAACGGUUAAAGCACGCUCAUCUUGGUGUCAACAAACUAAACUCUUUAAACGGAGCUCUGCGUGAUUUAGAUAGUUUGGAUUGGAUAUUUAUAAACGCUAAUCAUUUAAAGUCCAUUGAUAACGAACUUCCUGUGAAGGCUAAAAAGAUUGUUCUCAUACACGCUGCACACAACGAGCUUACGAACUUACCAAAAGAUCUUCGACAAAUGCCGUCCCUGGAGUCUUUGUACUUUUACGAUAACAAUAUAAAGUCACUUGAUGGUGCUUUACAAAAAUCGAGAAGAUUAAAGACAAUAAGUUUAUCUUUCAAUAAGAUUGAAUCACUAGCUGAAGAUGAGUUUUCUGAAGCAGAAAUGUUAGCAGAUUUAGAUAUCGGCUAUAAUCAGUUAAGAUCUUUAAAUGGCUCCUUAAGAGCCUUAAGAUCACUUCGAUAUCUGAACUUGACUCACAAUUUUCUUACUGAAUUUUCUUUACAAGAAAUCAAAGGCUUAAGGGGAUUAGCCGUUAUUGACCUUUCUCAUAAUAAAAUAACAAAAAUUUCCGGCAGUAUAGAGAAUUUGGUGGACGUUGAAACACGCGUAAUGGAAUUGCGGUUGAAUCAUAAUCACAUACUUAAUUUAGGCGGUGCUUUAAUGGGCUUACGAGGGCUCUUGAGACUUAAUUUAAGUCAUAACCAAUUACAAAAAAUAUCGUCUGAUGAUCUCAUUGGUUUAGAAGACCUUAGAUUACUUGAUGUGUCUUACAAUCAUAUAACGACAAUGGCGGAUACCUCAAAGGCAUUUUUACCGUCACUUGAAGAACUCAUUGCUCAUCACAAUAAUGUAACAACUUUGGAUAAGGAUUUCCACGGCUUUCCAUCGCUCUGUAUCGCAGAUCUUUCUUAUAAUGAAAUUCAGUCUGUUAACUAUGAAGUUGUGUCGAAAUCGAGAUGUACAAUUAAUGGAGUUCCCAGUAUUUUGAAAAUUUAUCUUCAAGGGAACCCUGUUCUCUGCGAUGAGCGCCUGUACGAGUUAGUAGCUUUAUUGGAGAAUCUAAAUGCACGUGUCAGCGGCGUUUCAACCUGCGUGGCAGCUCAGACUUCAGCCCCAGUUUUAAUGCGUGCCCUUAAUGAUAUAGUACCAGAUGCGCCAGUAAUCGUUGUCACACACAUGGGGACCGGGCUUCGAGUUUUGCAAAGAGAAAUGCAACAGUCACAGCUUCCGUCAGCUUAUCGCCGCGUGGGGGCGCUCAUUGGACACGUUUUACCGGAGAGAGAAGGUGGAUUGCCUGUCCUGGUUGAGCCACCAGUCACGCUCCCACCGUCUAACACCAAUGUGGUAGUUAAAUGGCCGGAUGUCAAGCGGGAACAGCCACACCCUCUUGCCGAUCACCUUCGCCUUCGUGACCUAAACUCUUCACCGCAGUGAACUCGGCUAGGCCCGGAGCCGCGCACUGACGGCAAAGAACUGAGUGCUUGGCCUUAGAAAAUAUAGUGCCUUUGUUCUACCGGGUAAAAGGCCUUGUAUUAGUCGGGUGCACAGUUUAAUUUUUUGUAAGCUCUCAUGGUGUAUAUAUACAGUCAUAAUAAUAGAAUCAUAGUUCAUUUUUUGUUCAUACGAAUGAGAAGCGGCCUCUGGCAAUAUGCACUUUAACAAGUGUAGAUGUCUUGAUGUGUAGAUAACUAAAUCUCAUCGAUAGCGGAUGAGUGUGUAUCCGACCUUACAGUUUGUUAUGCAUUCGAACAGUCUUAUAUUAGAACAAUUAAUACCAAAAAUUAUUGUUGUAUUUUUUAAAGUAUAAAAAUAUCGCACUCCGAGCAACAACCCAUGUGUGUAAACAUUGAAGUAGUACCUAAAAUAAUUUAUGUAACGUAAUAUUAUUAAUUUUAGAGAAAUAGGUGUUAAUUUAUAUUUGUGAUUAACUAUAUUUAGAGGCAACACAAUAUUUAUAAAGCGUUCGUACAAUAUGUCUCGUCUGUUCCCUUCCUUCUAGAACUGUUACAGAAUCUCUUGCUGUUUAACUCUUCUAUUUGAACUUUGUUUGCUUUAAUGUUAUAGCUUAGAAUCCUUCCCAUUUUAAUUUCAUAUACCUACUUAUAACGUAGUAAUUUUCACAUUUAAUCGAUCUUCCGGUGGGACGUUCGAUGUUUCUAGCUGUAAUUGCCACUAUAUGGUGAUAAAAUAACGAAUGUAGUUGUUGUUUGAAAUAAAUAAUACAUAAUAAA